Brassica oleracea var. oleracea is the source of this 711-nucleotide messenger RNA. RefSeq lists its product as uncharacterized. The transcript is spliced from 2 exons. Bases 1 to 711 code for a protein of 236 amino acids. NCBI's taxonomy places the organism in Eukaryota, Viridiplantae, Streptophyta, Magnoliopsida, Brassicales, Brassicaceae. The record is from RefSeq and is a predicted model, not a curated record.
AUGGAUGAUUGGACCUCUCUUGGUCCUCUUAUUGAGCUGAUAGGUGAGAGAGGACCAGCUGUUACUGGAUUGAGCAUUAAUGCAGUGGUGGUAGAUGCUCUAACAAGUGAUGGGUGGUGUUUUGAGCGAAGUAGAAGCAGGAAUCCGAUCAUCACAUUGCUCAGAGAGAGUAUGCCUGAUGCGCAACCAAUUUUGAGCUCAGAGGUUGAUGAUACUUAUGUUUGGGCCACUAAUGGUCAGAAUAGUUCAGAGACAUUCUCCACUAGUGAGACUUGGAAGACUCUUUUUCCUUGCACGUUGGAAGUAUUUUGGCAUGAAGUGAUUUGGUUCUCAGGACGUAUUCCGAAGCAUAUAGACAACAUAUGUUCUUUGACUACGACUUCAGUAGACAGGUGUGGUCUUUCUUCACCAAUAGCUGCAGUUGGUACCUCCAAGGCUUCAAUCCUGUUCGAAGAUGGCCUAAGAUGGUUGAAGAAUCCAUCGAGGGAAAAGAAUGUGAAGUUGAUUGUGAGGUUACUCCACCAGGCUUGUCUCUAUCUUAUUUGGAAGGAGAGAAACUCAAGAAUACACACAGAUGUAGCUAGACCACCUGAGGCCAUUAUUGCUGAGAUUAAGCAAAUCAUUCGGCUAAGGCUGGAUCCUCUAGCUCGGGCUCAAACGCUAGUUCACCGAGAAGACUCGGUUCUGGCCACUUGGUUUUCUAUAUUCUAG